This is a messenger RNA of Hemibagrus wyckioides, 3409 nucleotides long. It is a transcript of the gene arhgap25, whose product is annotated as Rho GTPase activating protein 25. The record is from RefSeq and is a predicted model, not a curated record. The transcript is spliced from 11 exons. Gene Ontology annotation, biological process: actin filament organization; signal transduction; phagocytosis, engulfment. Gene Ontology annotation, cellular component: phagocytic cup. The coding region runs from base 853 to 2793 and encodes 646 amino acids. Gene Ontology annotation, molecular function: GTPase activator activity. Lineage: Eukaryota; Metazoa; Chordata; Actinopteri; Siluriformes; Bagridae.
AUUCACAGGUUUCGCCCGAAAGCAUAACUUUUCUAAUCCACGUCAUUUCCAGCGUUAACGGUCUCAAAUACCAUGUAAGAAAUAAUAAUUGGUAAAGAGAAGUCAAGAAAAGGAGAACCGACGACUUUAAAAAAAAAAAAGAAAAGAGCGAGAGAGAAACGAAGAAGUCGCAAAAAAUAGAAAAGGAAUUUUUUUUUUUAACAUUUUCUUAAAAAAUAGUCAGCAUGACUUUUCAUAUGAUUUUUCUGAUUCAUUUUGAAUGCAUGCCUCGGGAGUUUCAGGGGACUUCAGGAUGACCUCACACACACUCACACACACUCACACACACACAUGCUUUGCUUCUGUGUGACCUGAUUUUUGUCAUAUAUAGAAUUUUCUUCCUUCAGAUUCUGUGGUGUCUACGUUUGCCUCUGACUUCCUCCUGAGAGAUAGCGCCUUUUCAGCAGAGCAGCGUGUCCUAAACGCUUGCACCUCCUCCUCUGAGCCGCUUCACUCCAACCUGCAACCCGAGGAAAUCCGAGAGGAACGAGUAGAUAGAGGACAAGGGGUUAGUUUGAAAAAUACCAAGAAGAAGUGAUAGACGGUGGGGGAGUGUGUGUACGGGGCAAGAAGCAACGUGUUGGGCAGGAGGAAAAAAACAACAUAAAAAACGAGAAGACUGAAAGGAAGGAGGAAGUGUGUGUGAGAGAGAGAGAGAGAGAGAGAGGCAGAAUGAGAGACUCUACGAUGAGGCACUAAAAAUAUGCAUGCUUCUAAAAAGUGUACAAGGUGUGCAAACCUGUGUGUGUGUGUGUGUGUGUGUGUGCAUGUGUGUGGGUGGUUAGGUAGACAGUGACAUUUUGAUUAGUAAACAUGUCUCUAAAGCUGCCUCGCACCUGGGACCUAGCCACGCUCCGGGGUGAAAGUACCAAAAUAGCCAGGUCUAAGAGCGUGAUACCGGGAGACGGAGGUGUGGGGACGGCCCGCUCCGAUGUCAAGAGGUCGAUGGAGAAACCUCUGAAGAAAGGCUGGCUGAAGAAGCAGCGGUCCAUCGUGAAGAACUGGAAGCCGUGCUACUUUGUUCUCAGGGGGAACGUCCUGACGUACCACAAAGAUGACCGAGAGAGCGCCGUACAGGUGAGAGAUAAAAAAGGAACGAUCCCACUGGGGGCCAGUCAGGUGAACGAGCUGCCGUCCAACACAGACGACAAAUUCAUCUUCGAGAUCAUCCCACGGAAUAAUGGGGAUCGGGAGCAUGAUAGUUAUGUUCUCAUGGCAAGCAGUCAGAGCGAGAUGGAGGACUGGGUACGACUGAUCCGCCGAGCCAUCGGAGCUCAGGGCAGUGGAGUGUUCGGGAAGAGUCUGCCGGACAUCAUGGCCUACGAGAAGAAGCUAGGGCCUCGCUCGGUGCCCAUGCUGGUGGAGAAAUGCGCAGAGUUCCUCAGGGAACACGGAUUGGACGAGGAAGGCAUCUUCCGUCUGCCGGGGCAGGAGAACCAGGUCAAAAACUUCCGAGAGGCUUUCGACGCUGGAGAGAGACCUUCGUUUCCUAAUGACACGGAUGUCCACACGGUGGCAUCUUUACUCAAGCUGUACCUGCGUGAGCUGCCUGAGCCGGUCGUGCCCUGGACUCAGUAUCAGGACUUUCUGGACAGCAGCGUGACGCUGGAUGCUACGACGGCGGCGGGUAAGGAGAAGCUGGAGAAACAGAUCAGUCUGCUUCCUAAAGUCAACUACAACCUCCUGAGUUACAUAUGCAGGUUCCUGUUUGAGGUGCAGCAGCACUCGAAGGUGAAUAAGAUGAGCGUGGAGAACCUGGCCACAGUGAUGGGGGUGAACCUGUUCAAGCCGCAGGUGGAGGACGCUUUCAGCAUGAUGAAGGGGACGCCGAUGAUCCAGAAGGUGAUGACGGUGAUGAUCAGACACCACGAGCUGCUCUUCCCUGCCUCCAAAGACGCUGCUCCAUCUCCUGUUCCUGCUGCCAGGAAGCUGAAGAGCAAGAAAGCAGCAAAUCCACGCAAUUUUGUGGGUUGGGAGUCUGCAGAGUGCGAGAUGUCAUCCUUAUCCGAGUCCCCAGAAGAAGAGGAAGUGGAUGUGGUGUUUGAGGGCGAGAAGCCGGCAUCGAAGGUCACUCCUUCCUCUUUGUCCCCCACAUCGCCGCCUCAGUCAGACAUAAUGAGCGCGAGCCCGAGGAAGCGUACUCAGACUCUACCCAGCCUGUGUGGUCCCCCUGGCAUUAGAACAACGAGAGAUGCAUCCUUUGAUCGCUGGAGCUAUCUGCAGGAGACCCUGGAAGAGCAUGAGGAGAAGACAUUCUCGGAAGACAUCUUCAAGAUCCUGGACCUUCAGAAGGUGAAGUUCUUUCCGGACAAACAGAACAGCAACGAUAGUGAUGAAGGAAAGGAUAGCGUGCAGGAAAAUAGGAGGAGGAGCAGCAACGGUGCGGUUAAACCCACAGAACCUCAGCAGGCAAAAGUGGAACCUCAGGCCAAGCCAAAAGACAACUCCAUGCAGAGUUCACAGCCUCUAAGCAAGAUAGAGAUUGUGAAACUGCAGCCAGUGAGCGUUACGCAGAAACAAGGCGACAGCGGGACUGACCAACAGCAACUUAUUACCAGUCUCCAGCAGAAGAACAAGGAGCUACUUGCGACCGUGGCCAAGCUCCAGGCGGAGCUGGAGAAUGAGCGUCGCAGUAAAGAGCUUCUGGAGAAUUCGUUACGUAAGGCCGAGCACAGCAGGGACGAAACUCUGAGACGCAACCAGCAGCUGGAACGACAGGUAGAGGCGUUCAUGGGGAAAGCCAGACCGAUGUGAACAUGCACUCGGACAACCGACCACUGGGCCACUUUCGGUCGGAUGCGGUCAACCAAUUCAGUGUGGAAUGUCUUUUGGGUUUUAAUAAGCAUCUGGCUAUUUAUUUCCAUAUUUUUUACAAUGCCUUAUAUUUAAACUUAGAUUAUGGACAAUAAUAUAUGGAAUUCUAGUAUUUUUUCAUUAGGUAUUCAUAAAUAUUUUAUGCUUCACAGCGAGGUAAACAUUUUAUCUCACCUAUCAGUGGAUUAUUUAUCGGCUGGUACCGAUACGUGCUUAGGAAACAGUGUUCACAAAUAUGUUUCAAACUGGUUUAUAGAUCAUUUUCUCCACAGUUUGUUUUGUAGAUAUUUCCGUUCACCACCAGACAACGACACAAAACGUUAGACAAUAACAAUUCCUGUUGUUCCGAGAUUACUGGAUAAUAUAAAUGGACUGUUUUGCUAUGUUUUAGAGUUUUUUUGCUUUUUAAGCCAAUAUAAGUGCUCUAAAGUGUCUGUUGUUCCUGGACAGAAUUGAAUAGGGAAUUAUAAUUGUUUUUGGAUGUGCCGCAACCAGAAGAAGAACCAGUUCUUGUACCUCCUAAUAAAUUCCUAAUAAAUUCAGUUCACUAUGUGAA